AUGGCGACCAAACGGAAUGAGUCGCAUGCGGCACCGGCGGGAAGGCUUCCAUUCCGUCAAAACGAGAGUGGUGUCAGGCUUCUCUCUCUGGAUGGUGGGGGCGUCCGAGGCUUGUCAGAGCUAUGCAUUCUGGAAUGCCUGAUGAACUCUCUCAAAGAAGAGAUGAACCUCCCGAGCUCCUGUGUGCUCAAACCUUGCGAUGUCUUUGACAUGAUAUGCGGAACAAGCACUGGAGGUCUAAUCGCCAUCAUGCUUGGACGGCUCCGGAUGACAGUUUCCGACUGCAUCGAGUCGUAUACCGAACUUGCCGAAUCUGUUUUUGGCAGUCCCCGUUCGAGAUUGAGUCUGCAAGACGGCCGAUUUGACUUCGCCAAACUCGAAAAGGCAAUAGACGACAUUGUCAAUGAACAAAAGCAAGGCGAUAGAAUGUUGGAUACGAGGCCAGAUGCCUGCAAAGUCUUUGUGUGUGCUGUACCAGCUGCAACAAUGAACCGCGCCAGGAGACUUCGUACAUACGAUGAGAGCACUAUCGGCAUAUGCUCGAUCCGGGACGCUGCAAGGGCGACGACCGCCGCGCCUACCUUUUUCAAGGAAACAGAAAUAACAAUUCGGGCAGGGAUACGAGAACGAUUUCUUGAUGGGGGCUUAGGCUACAAUAACCCUGUCCUGGAACUGUUGAAUGAAGCGGAAAGCGUGUUCCAAGGGCGCCGUAUCGACUGCCUCGUUAGUAUCGGCAGCGGCUCUUCGUCACUAAGCCCUGUGCCUUCCGCGAAUCUCUUCCAAAGCAAGAUACCGACAAACAUCGUCGCUGCCUGCAGGAAGAUUGCCGUGCAAUGCGGACGGAACCACGAUGCAAUGGUUUCGCAUUUUGCUGCUCGCCCAGGAGUCUACUUCAGGUUCAGCGUCGAUAUCGGCCUAGAGAAGAUUGGCCCGGCGGAAUGGAAAAAGCUAGGAGAUAUCCAAAGCGUGACAUUCGAAUACCUAGACGGACCUGCAACCAAACAAGAAGUGCGUUCUGCCGCCAGAGCCCUGAGCAAGCCAUUGGAUGAAACAGGAAUCCAAGGCCAGCUGUCGAGACAUUUACCUUCCCCACAGAAUACUCAGUUGGCCUUUACCGGUCAAAAUCUAGAUACGGAAGAUAUGUGGAUGCUUUUUCCUCGAGAUGAUUCAGUCCGCACUCGACGCCCUGAACUAGCGAGGUCGACAAUCGUGACUGCUGCGCAAUACCGUGCCUUCAUUGGAAAAUUGUGCGUUGAUCCAUCCACGAUCUACAAUGUCAAGAACGAAAAGACAGAACGACACGAUGGAACAUGUGAAUGGAUUGACACAAAAUCCAAAUACCAAGACUGGUUUGCGCACCCCGGCCCUCAAAUUCUCCUGAUCGUCGCCCCUCCAGGUCAGGGAAAAUCGACAUUGGCAAAGUACAUAAUCGCAGAGACCAAGAAGAAUUCUGCUACUAACAAUUGCGCCAUUACCCUCGAAUAUUUCUGCCAUGACUCGCCGGGGCAUAAUUCAGCUUUGGCAGUUAUUCAAUCUUUUGUGUAUCAGCUAUUAGAAGGCCGACCUAGUCUCUUUGAAGCUCUUUUCUCACAGCAUCAGAGGAUCAUUGAGCAAGACUCUGAAAUUCCCCCGGACUCUUUAUGGGAUAUCUUUCUAACGGCUCUACAAAAUUCCCAGAUUGAGAGUGUGCAUUGUGUCAUUGACGGUUUGGAUGAGUGCAUGGAUACUUCCCAGGUUCUGCUCUGGAGGAUGAUCGAGAGAGGGUUGUUGAACAAAAGGAUCGAAGAUGCUCCUUACAUUCAGAAGGUCCACAUGCUUCUGACAAGCCGUCCUACUGGGCUUGCUAAGCAAAUUGGUCUUCUGACCAACGAGAUUGAAAUUGAGAGAGAAGAUGUUGAUCCGGAUAUCAAAAAAUACGUCAAAUUCCGGGUCGAAAGAAUGACCUCUGCGCAGCUGAUUCCCGACGAUGUCUCGACACUAACCAGCAGAUUUCUCCAUGAGAGAGCAGAGGGGAUGUUCUUGUGGGUGAGUCUAAUCUUAGAUCAGUUGGAAAACUACGAGGAUUCUUUGUCCUUUCAUGACGUCCUCGACCGCUUCAAAAACGUUCCGCCGGACAUUCAAGGGUUGUAUCACCGAGCACUGAAGAGAAUAAUGGGCAAGGAAUCCCUUUAUUCGAGAGCCGCAAGGAUUUUCAGCAUACUUUUGUGCUCGGCUCAGCCUCUCACGACAAACGCAUUUGCACUGGCCAUGACAGAGCUGCCAGAAAGCUGCACUUCUCAUCAAGAACUCAUCCGUCGCUCCGACCUCAGGUUUGAAUAUACAUGCAAGAAUGCUUGCGGGACCCUGAUACGAAUUGUGGACAACACCAUCCAGAUUUGCCACCCCACCGCACGAGAAUUCCUUUUGCACGAGAGUCUCUACCAAGGGCUAAAUGGGAUCGACCAACCGGCUGGCCACGCCUUACUCGCCGAGAUGUGCUUACGUUACUUGAUGUUGGAGGAUGUCGAGAUACCGCAGGGAGACGAGCAGUCAGACGCCCAAAGGUACCCUCUCUUGGCUUAUGCCCUGGCGUACUGGCCACUGCAUGUCCGCAGCUCGUCCGACAGAAUUCACACUUAUAAAGAAACAAUCCGCCGGUUUUUCAGCCUUUCAAAUAUUACACGCCUCCACUCAUGUCUCCGGCCCUCCGAAUAUUGGAACACCUGGUUCCCCAACGAUUCUCUGAGUGAAGACCUUGUCCUCCAUGUUAUAGUGUACUUUGACAUGAAGAACUUGUUACAAAACUCGAGGCUGGAGGCUGGUGGUGACAGCCUCGGGACAAUGGGCUUGAUAGCUCCAGGUGAUGAGAUGAUCCAUAACCUGAAUACCACAGUUGAGGCUAGAGACUCAAAGGGGAAUACCGCAUUACACCUUGCAAUAUACCAAGGGUUGCCAGAAAUGGUAAACUCCCUCCUACAACGGGGUGCCGAUCCAAAUGCCACGAAUUGUGAGGGGAUGAACGCUCUCCAUAGAGCUGCGCAGGGGGAUGACAUUGAUGUACUCAAGACCGUCUUGGAGCUGACGGACGACAUUGAGGUCCAGAUGUCAGAUGGAGAGACACCGCUGCUUCUGGCAACCGAUUUUGGCAUAGUCCAAGCGCUUCUCGACAAUGGCGCGAAUAUCAACGCCAGACGUCAAACUGAUGGCUGCACCAAGCUACACUUUGCCACAAGAGAUGCAAGCGAGCAGGUUGUUGAGAUCUUGCUGAAAAGGGGGGCCGAUGUUAACGCAAUGACGAACACAGGUCAAACACCUUUGCUCGCAGCUGCAGUACGCGGUUUUGCUCCCAAAGUAAGGCUUUUGCUUAACGCAGGAGUAAAAGUUUUCCGAGAGCUAGAGGAAGAUUGGAAUCCCUUGCAUGCUGCUUCUUUCAAUGGCUCUGCCGAAUGCAUAACGCUCCUUCUUGGCUACGAUAUCUGGCUGGGUGACAAAACAAAACGAGGAGAGACCGCAAUGCACCUUGCAGCGUAUGGUGGUCACUACGAGGCAUGCAAACUUCUUUUAGAGGCGGGUUGCGGUAUUGACGAUCAAGCUGAAGACGGAUACACGCCUUUGGUCAUUGCCGCUGAAGAAGGACACGAAUCCAUCGUCAAUCUGCUUCUGGCUGAGGGUGCAUCGGUGAACACAAUUCCGUCGACGAGUGUCACAGCGUUGUCAACGGCGGCUGCGAAUGGCCAUGCUAAAGUGGUGCGGCUUCUCCUGGAUCACGGCGCUGAUAAGAACUUCGUAACGGCAGAGAAGAGACCUAUGUUACUUGCCGCGAUAGAUCGUGGACACCGUGAUGUGGUGAAACUGCUUAUUGAAAGUGGCAUCAAUCUUGAGUCUCAAUGGAAGUCGUGGACACCAUUAUACCUUGCAAUCGUCAAAGACGAUAUAGCAACAGUGAAUCAGUUGCUUGACAAAGGUGCGGACAUCCACUGCCGGGGACCCAAGGGCUUCACGAUACUACAUGAUGCGAUCCGUCACGGGAGACAUGAAUUGGUCUAUCGUUUGUUGGAUCUGGGUCUCGAUGUUACCGCUUGCACUCACAAAUCGUGGACUGUAUUGCAUGAAGCUGCGAGUGUUGGACGAUUGGACAUUGCAGCUCGAUUAAUAAAAGGAGGGGCUCUUGUUAAUACGUCAAGUGCGACGGGUUGGACUCCGCUGCAUGUGUGCUGCGAGAAAGGCCAUGUGGACUUGCUGAAUCUCCUCCUCAGAGAGCAGGCCAAUCCUCUUUCGCGCACAAAAUUUGGAUCCUCUCCAUUGGACCUUGCCGCCUACAAUGGCCAUUUACAGGCAGUGGACCGUAUCAUCCAGGAAUUACACGAGCAACAAGUCCCAGUCGAGAUAUGGAACACUGCUUUGGGCCAAGCAGCAGCAAAGGGGCACUUGGAAGUCUUGAAACGUCUUCUUCAAGAGGGCCUUGACAUAGAAUUCAAAGAUCGUGACGGCUCCACUCCCCUUAUGCGCGCGAUAUCAAACAACCAGCAACCUGUUACUAGUUUCUUGAUCAGCCAAGGCGCCAAUAUCCAUACAACCAAUAACAGGGGUUUUACGGUUCUGCACGAAGGUGCACGGUACGGAAUGGCCAGUCUUGUAAUGCGACUUCUCGCUCAAGGUCUGGAUCCCUUGUCCCCAACUUUCGCUGGAGUAACGCCUCUCGCUCUUGCGGCACAUGCCGGCCACCUUAAUGUUGUCCGAAGUCUUCUCAGCCACCAGCCAAAUACCAUCCAGGAUCAUGGUCUUGGUGCCGACAUCGUUCAUUAUGCAUGUGGAAGCGACCAUCCUGUGAUCUUGGAUCUUCUUCUUCAGGCCGGACAUGACGUUCACACCCUCGACUCUCUCGGGCGAUCGACAGUAUUCGUUGCUGCGCAUCAUGGCCACAAUGACGUUCUGAAUUGGUUGCUUGCGAGAAACGUUGAUGCAUCUCGGCUUGACAGGUGGGGAUACAGUCCGCUUCAUGAAGCCGCUGGGAGUGGCUAUGAAGAUAUCGUCGCUAGUUUAAUCCAUCACGGAGUUCCUAUCGACCCUAUAUCGGAGUAUGGCACUACACCACUUCUGGAGGCCGUAGUAAGGCGCCAUGUCAAAUGUAUUGAUCUGUUGAUCAAUGCAGGAGGAGAUCCAACCAUCACGGAUUUAUUUGGACGAUCCGCACUGGACACAGCCGCAACGUCACCCUCCCUUUUGGCAAGAAUGGGCAAUUGGAGCCAAUCACUUGAGCCAACGGAUCCAAUUUUGCUAAAAGUAACUCAAGAGCGAGCCAUGAGAUCGUUAUUUCAGAAAAUCCACAUAUCUGAUGCUUACAAUUUCCCCGAAAUUGUGGGCAACUUGACCCGUGGCUUGAUCCUUCUGAAGGAAUAUGAGCUUGCCCGCGUUGGCAUUCUAAUAUUGACGAGGCCAUUAUCGGAACAAUUGAUUGUAUGGAACUACGUUUGUAAUGCAUGUCGCAAAGACAUCGAUGCCGCUUCAGCAACUUUGCGCAUAUGUCAAACCUGUACCAUCGAUUUAUGCGAGUCCUGCUUCGGCAGGUACGAAGAUGAGCGCCAACCGGAGGAUUGCUUGUGCGAGGGCCACGAAUUUCUGACGGUCAGCGAGGAUGACUGGAAUGAGAUGGAACCAAAAUAUGAAUACGGCGAAGAGAAAAUCACAAUUAUCCGAGAAGCCUGGCUCAGCAACAUGCGUCAACGCUUCCCUCCUCUCAGCCCGACUGAGCUUGAUCCGAGCUGA
This is a messenger RNA of Cladophialophora immunda, 5745 nucleotides long. RefSeq lists its product as uncharacterized. Gene Ontology annotation, cellular component: cytoplasm. Gene Ontology annotation, biological process: innate immune response; lipid metabolic process. The coding region runs from base 1 to 5745 and encodes 1914 amino acids. NCBI's taxonomy places the organism in Eukaryota, Fungi, Ascomycota, Eurotiomycetes, Chaetothyriales, Herpotrichiellaceae. The transcript has 6 exons. The record is from RefSeq and is a predicted model, not a curated record. Gene Ontology annotation, molecular function: protein binding.